This is a messenger RNA of Trichobilharzia szidati, 959 nucleotides long. NCBI's taxonomy places the organism in Eukaryota, Metazoa, Platyhelminthes, Trematoda, Strigeidida, Schistosomatidae. The record is from the annotation of a GenBank genome assembly.
UACAGUGAAAUUUUCAAAUGUUAUUAUUAUUAUUAUUUUGAAAAAAAAUGGUAGCUCCUAUACCUGGCAGUUUGGUGGAAUGUAUCAUAAUAAUAAUAAAAGCUGGUGAGACUAUUGAUUCGUAUGGAUUACAUAUUGCCUACAUCAACAAGUUCGUCUUCUUCUUCUCUCGGCGUGUCUAGCUCAAUUAUUUUUCAUGGAAACCGAAAUCCUGAAGGGCUGUCAUCGUCGCUCAUCUCUGUACUUCUCCUUAACAUCGCUAAUGAGGCUGCUACUCGUCAGUUACGCACUGUCUUUAUUCGUAAAGAAGCAAUUUUGGAGUAUGAUUUCGUUCAUAUACAUGGAUGUAGUAGACUAGACACUUCGAAUUGGGACGAUAUUCAUUUUGUCUACCUACCAUCUGAAGAUGCAUUGAUUCGUUGGUUUUCAAGCGUCCAUAUGCAGCAACGAUUUGCUGAUCUUAUUAUCGUUGAAGCAUUGGAUCAAUUAGUAAAAAAUAACAAGGAUUCUUCCUAUAUCAUUCGGUUAACCAAUCUCUUAGAAGAUACACGACAGUUUAUUCAUAAUACUGUAAAAGAUACUGAACAUGGUCAUAAUUGUGGACUGAUCGUUUCUAGUGCUAUAAAUAACUUCUGUGAUUUGAAAAAGAUGAAUUUAGCUUCACCUACGCAUGAAUUAUUUCCAGCUCACGCUUUAGCUAGAACAUAUUUACUUCAUGAAGAAAAUGAGGAUAACUGUUUCCAACUUCAUUCAGUUGAGGACAACUGGCGGUUAAAUAUUAAGAAACAGUACGAUGAAGUAUUUUGGAUAGCGAAGGAUUAAUUACUUGUGGAUGGGGAAAAGCUAAGGAAGGCAUAUGAGAAUUAAUGUUUUUCCUGCUAAGUCUAAUGUACAGAUACAUAAAACAGUAUUUUGUAUUCAGUUUUCUAUGUAUAUGUACGCCUAUCAAAUCACAUUCC